Messenger RNA from Paramuricea clavata, 5021 nucleotides. The record is from the annotation of a GenBank genome assembly. NCBI's taxonomy places the organism in Eukaryota, Metazoa, Cnidaria, Anthozoa, Malacalcyonacea, Plexauridae.
AUGGAUCAUAAAGCUCCUGCACAGUAUGCCUUCAUGCUAACACUUUGUUACAAGCCUGAAUGUUCGCAUCCUCUCUGCCAUGGUGCAACUAGAGAGCAAUGUUGGUUUGAAAAUGGGCCACCGUUGUCUCACAUUCCUUUUCUAAUCCCAGAUCCGAAGAGACCAUGGGGUGGGUCGUGUCAAGAGUGUUCUGGCAUGUGUUCUGGCCAUUAUCUGAAGCCAUUAGCACAUUGGGCUUUUGUGAAAGAUCGGGCGUAUGAUACCGCUGAAUUCCAAUAUAAGCCGCCAAGUGCAGUAUUCAAAGAAAGGUUCUACGAUUCCUUGAAGAAAGGGAAAGAAAUGUUGCACAUAGAUUUGGAAUCUGUGGCUAAACAAGUGUUGCUGUCUGUUGUUGACGUUUCGAUGCAGGUAGAACAUCUAAAGGGAAUUAUGGAACGGAGGAAAAUGGGAGCUCAGAAGGCGGCUGCCUUAACCAGAAAGAACAAGAAGGCAGUUCGUAAGUGUUUAAGUAUCUGAAUAUUGCUCUUGAAACAAGUCACAUAUUCAUAAUGACUGUUUUUAUGCUUAAGACAAACUAUCCGCCUGAACAAACUUAGGCAGACCUUAGUUGGAUGCAGUUUGACAGUAUAAUUUCUUACGAAACGAAACAAUAGCAGCUAGUUGCAAAAACAAACUAAGCGACAAACUAACAAUCUUUGCAAUUUCGUCCAGACGAAUAGUUUGUGCAUGGCAUAAACAUAAAAACGACCAAUGACGUAUUUUAAUAUUUUAAUAUACAGUAGAAUGCAAUACAGAUGUCCCUGUGCCAGAUGCCCCUGUCUCAGACGUCCCUGUGCCAGAUGUCCCUGGCUCAGAUGUCCUUGGCUCAAAUGUCCCUGGCUCAGAUGUCCCUGUCUCAGACAUCCCUGUCUCAGACGUCCCUGUCUCAGAUGUGUGGUGUUGGUGUCAAGACAAAGAAUAUGGGGAAAUGAUUCUUUGCGAAGGGAAAACUUGCCCAAUUAAGUGGUUCCAUAUAGGAUGUCUUGGAUUGAAGUACAGCCCUGUUUUUAAGUGGUUUUGCCCCGAUUGCCAAGGUGAGCUAAAUAUACGACUAUUCAUAUUUCAUAAAGUAUAAAAGGUGUAGUAUGCAUUUAUAAUUGGUCGCGUUGACUUAUACUGGUUCCAUUUCUAUGGGCCACUGACACUGUGUAUAAUAGGAAUUUUCUUGAAUUUUUACAGUCGUGCCAAUAGAAGCAUUUCGAAAAAUGUUCAUCAAUUUAUUUCCUAACGUCGAGAAACUUAUUUCAUAAGUUUGUCAAAAUGUUUCUCAAAAUGUUUCUACGGAGGUGUCGGAUAGAACAAUAGCCAAUCACAUAAAAGUUUAUUAGGGCAACUCAUAGCUGAUUGGCUAAGCUGAGGUGCGAACACUUCUGUAGAAAUAUUUCGAUAAACAUUUCGAGAUAUUUGUCAACUGUUUUUCUCAACUUUACCAAAUGAAUAGGUAAAGCAAGGCAAAUUUCAAGCAUCUUGAUCGAUGAAAUUAAAUGUCUAGCUCUUUCUCAACGCUUUUAUUGGCACGACUGUAACUAUCUACUCAAGGUUUAAGGCAAAUUUAAUUUCUUGUUCAUUGUUUAAAUUUUAUAGUUGCGACCAACUUGUACUGCAUAUGUAACCAACCCGAGUUUGGUCUAAUGUUGGCAUGUGACGGUGAAGAUUGUCCAAUACAGUGGUUUCACACACAAUGCAUGGGCCUUAAGCAACCACCAAGGGGUUCAUGGUUUUGUACAAACUGCAAGUCGCGGAAAAAGAAAAAAUGAAAAACUUUCUGACGUUCAGCGAAUAAGAAUGCGCAUAUGGUUUCGGUUCCGAGCAUUUUCCAAUUUUGUCAUUUUGACGCGCUACCUUUGAUCACAUGCACUAAAACGUUUUCACUGUAUGCAAAUGUUGUCUCUAAUUCCAUCUCUCAUGACUUCUUAACAUUGUUUUAUUUUAUCAGAUGGGAGUCAUUUGUCACCAAGUUUGUAAAAAUGUAUUGCUCACUAUAGCUAAGUUAAACAGUCUUCGAUAACUAUACUAGGAUUUUAAGCUUUUCAGCGCGAAAAGGUCUUCAGAUAUCGUUUAUAGUGUUGGAAACGUUUUUAUAUUAAAACGCGUUCCAAUUCAGAAAAGCGCUCGGGAAAGUGAUCGUGUGCACAGUCUUAGAUUUGUUUGUACUUUGUAUAUAUUUAUUUGGGAAAUUAUUAUAUUAAGAUAUUAAGCGCUACUCUUGUUGUUUGCAUGAUUUGAGUCAUGUAUUACCUGGUUUAGACCAUGAAUUUAUAUUUUACCCUAUUAACAUACCAGUAUAUAUGACCUGGCUUAUGCGUCCUUUAAUAAUUAAAAACGGUAUUAUUUUACAAUGGACCAAAGCAUCUGACGACCAUUGGCUUCAUUUGAACCAUUCUCCUGUAUUAAUUUUAUAAUAUGCAUACGAAAUUUUUAAAGACCAAACGAGGUAAAGUAUUAACUUUGGAGUUUUAAUGGAAAUAUUAAUGUUAGGUUUUUUAUCAAACUGUGGAAAUUUGAAAAAAAAACACCCAAAUGUUUAGGCCCGGUAACCCGGGGAUUUUAACAAUUGAACAAGAUUUUUUAGCCGGGAUUUUAACAACCGUGAAAUGUUAAAAUCCCCGCAUAGUCCUGGGGGUCGGGCUUUCGAUUGACUAGUGCAUUAUAUCAAUAUUAGCUAAAUGAGUCAAUAUUGAUAUCCUCUCAAUAGAUCAAUACAUUAACAAUAUAAAUAUUAUGUAUAUAUCCUUCCUUUGUGUUUAUAUCUAUAUUGUGCCAUCAUAGUAAAUAGCUAUAUUUAAUAUCCAGACAACCCCUGAAUGUUGCUAAGGUCCUGCUCAUAUGAUCCCGCUUACCGGGACGUCUCGCUUACCGAGACAAAUAUUUCCAUGCGUUCAUAUGGAAUAUUUCGUCCUGCUUGCCGAGAUGAAAUUACAUUGUAGUUCUAUAAUUAGCAUAUGCAAAACGUCUACAUUUCAGUCAAGCAACACAAAUACUUAGCGAUUUUAGUGUUUUUUUACAAGAAAAAGUAUUGCUUCAGGUGCAUAUUUAAUACUUGUUUACAAAACAAACAUAAAACCAAGUAAAAAGUGUUAAAUUAAACCAGCAAGACUUGUUUGACUUCUUCCCGGUAAGCGGGCUGGCGUGUUCAUAUGGGAAAAUUUUCAUCCCGCCUACCUAUGAUCUCGGCAAAUUCAAACAAGAUCUCGGCAAGCGGGCCAGCUCGCUUUCUGAUAUGAACACAAUGCAAAAUUUUAUAGGAAAAUAGAUAGGCGGCGAGAUCAUCGGUAAGCGAGAUGUCCCGGUCAGCAGGAUCAUAUGAACAGGCCCUCAAUCCCCUGAAUACAUUGAGGAUACUAGAUACAUGUUUGAGUUUCUCAAAGUUUAUAUGCCUCUGAGAAUUUCCAGGCUCAAAAUUUUAUAAAUAACAAAACUUUUAAGGGGCCACAUCCAUAUUCAUGUUGCCACAAAUAACAUUGAAUCGACAUUAUGAGUGGCUGGGUUUUAUGUGAACUUAUCAACAUUAUCUCAUGGCAAUUUGACAAUUAAUGUCCAAAGUAUAACUAUAAAGUCAAGAUACAGCUGAAUAUUGAUUGACAUUAUCUGGAGUGGGUGGGUGGGUGGAUGAAUGAACACUGUUAUACAGCAAUUGUUCUUUCCUGAAGCUGAAAGUUUUAAUAAACACUUCUUUCUCAGACUUACAUAUAUUUUUGGUGUAGAUUUUUAUAAUUUGAUAAUUCAAAAGGACAUUGGUUUUCCAAUUAGUUGUAUGAUUUGUAAGGGAGAAUAACAACAGCUUCUGGUUCAGUUUCUGCGUAAUUAGUGUUAAGGCCGAGAUGGCACAUCUCUUAGCCGCCCUGGACAAAUGACUCAUUUGACACAGGUAACACAGUUAUACAGCAAUUGUUCUUUCUUGAAGUUGGAAGUUUUAAUAAACACUUCUUUCUCAAACUUACAUAUAUUUUUGGUAGAUUUUUUAUAAUUUGAUAAUUGAAAAGGACAUUGGUUUUCCAAUUAGUUGUAUGAUUUGUAAGGGAGAAUAACAACAGCUUCUGGUUCAGUUUCUGUGUAAUUAGUGUUAAGGCCGAGAUGGCACAUCUCUUAGUCGCCCUGGACAAAUGACUCAUUUGACACAGGCAACACUGUUAUACAGCAAUUGUUCUUUCUUGAAGUUGGAAGUUUUAAUAAACAUUUCUUUCUCAGACUUACUUAUUUUUGGUGGAUUUUUUAUGCCCUGGGUACGAGGUUGCUUGCUCAAUAAUCACUAGUGUAAAGUCGCGUCUAUCCUUUUUAUAGGUAUUCUGAUAAUAAAUAUUAAUGCCCAGCAAAGUGCUUUUAAAAGAGCCAUAAACCAUUAAAUUUAAAAAUUUUAUUAAAGAUUUAGUAACGUUUCGUCUUAACUCAAGACAUCUUCAGACUAUAUUAAAUUACAAGCUGUAAGAGUAAUUAAGCAUAAAGUAAAGCUAUCGUAGCAAUAUUAAAUUACAAGCGAAUACGAGGUACACAAAACGUAAGGAUAAGAAUGGAUAAUGAAGGGAAGUGUGGACAAAAAUGAGAACAUACAAAUUAGACUAAAUUAAUUUUAUAGGUGCGUAAAGAAAUGCAAAAAGUUCUCCCAGGUUUUGCAUUUAAGAAGUCUGUGGAAAGAUUGAGAAAAGGUAUUAAAAAAGUUCUACAGAAGGAUGAACUGGUGAAUAAAGAUGUUGCUGAUGCUGUUUCAUUCAUUGAAACGAAAACAAUGAAAAAAAGGGGAUCACUAAUUAAGUUCAACGAUGUACGUAUAUUCAAAUUACACUUGGUGGCUGAGUUAGAGAUAGUUUCUAUACAUGUUUGUAAGGGCAGUGUAUGCAAAAAGUUUUUCCUUAAACUCUACCAUUAUGUUUUCUCUUCACUAUAGCCAUCAAGUAAGCCCAAGAAUUUGUUUGAAGACAAGACGGUCCAGUUUAAACUGGUGGUACUUGGCACACCAGACGACGUUCUUCAAACCUUUGUUUCAG